UCUACUACUGUGCGUUCGAGAUUCAGUGUGCCGCUUUGUUUCGUGAGGUGCAGGCGGGCGCAUGUAGGCGUUAGUAAGAUCGCGGUGAAAUUGAACAUAGUUAUUUUUAAAUUUGAACAUCUUCGGUUAAUUUGUUUACAAAAUGUGGAAAUUCGUUACUCGUGGAAUUCGCGAAACUUUCGAACGUCGUGCAUGCCGUACGAAUGUUUAUUCACAAACAUCGCAAGAUAAUACAAAGAAUGAGGUUAAAACCAAUUUGACGUGCAAUCACAAGUUUUUUACACCAACCAUUUCGGUUUUUAGUAAACGAUUUUGCGGAUCCACUAAAGCCAAUGAUUUUAAGGACAAAAAUGAAGAUUCCAAGUGGAAUCCAAAACAUACUUGGACCGAAGCUGUAGGAUGGUCCAGCGUUUUAGCUAUUGGAUGGGUGGUAUGCGAAGCAUUAUGUCUUCGUAGAAGAUUUUUUGAGAAGGAAACAGAUCCUAUAAAAAACAAGCUAUAUCAGUACUCAGAAACACGCGUUUCAUAUCUACUUGAUCAAGUACUAAAUUUAAGACCAAAACAUAUUCUACCUGUUAACUGUGCUGGAGACAAUAAAAAGAAAUAUGUUCAAGAAGAAACACAGACAGAAUGGGAAACAGAUAAACCAUUUGGACCGAUUACCAUUGAAGAGGCCCUCAAAAAAGCCACUGAAGAAUUUGCUAAUACUCACAAAGUAGUUACUGGUGAAUUCGAACUUUUUUAUGGACUUAAAGCUUUAGAAGAAAAACGUUACAAAGAUGCAAUGAAGCAUUUUGCUGCUGGUGCAAAGUUAUCGUCUGCUGCUAGUAUGUUUAAUUUGGGUUUAUGUUAUGAACUAGGCCUUGGAACAUUAGCUGAUCAAACAAAGGCUGCAAAAUAUUACAAUGAUGCAGCAGAACAAGACCAUGCAGAUGCUAUAUAUAAUUUAGGGGUUUUCUAUGCACAAGGUAGAGGCAAUUUUCCAGUAGAUUCUGAUAAAGCUCGUAAUUAUUUCAUUAGAGCAGCUAAAUUAGGACAAAGUCAGGCACAGCAUGCUCUAGAUUUAGAGAAACGCCAUUAUCAGUCAGUUCAAAAUGAAUCUAAUAAAAUAUAUGGAAACGAAAGUGAAAAUACCGUUAAAUGUUUGCAAAAUACUAAGGAUAUAAAUCAUAUUCUUAAGAAAUUGACUAAUUAUAGUAAUGUGUUAAAUACGCAUUUACAUAUGGAAACUGUAGAAAAUUCUGAUUACAAGCAAAAUGGAGCAAAAGCUAAGAAUUCAACAGACAUAUUUUUAGAUCUGCUGGGUAUAAGUGAAUCAAAUAUAUUACCUGUUUCAUUGGAAAGAGAUAAGUUUAGUGUGCCAUGUUAAAACAUAAGAAAUAGUAAGUGAAAAUACGAUAACAAAUAAGUUACAAUCUAUACGUUAUGAAAUAUUUUUUUAUGAAUUUUGUCAAUUAUACGAGUUAUACGAUAACGAGAAUUUAAAAACAAAAUUGUAUUUCGUAUUUUUACUUCCAUAAGUACUAAUUCUAUGAUAAGAUCUAUACAUAAAAUAUACAGUAUUUCUAUAGAAUUAUUUAUUAUCUGUUAUAGUUUCCUUGUAAAUAUUCGUUUUUAAAAAUAUUUACAAAACAGAAUCAUGCUGUAAACGUAACAUACAUGUAAAAAAGUAUUUGAUUUUUACAUUCGAUAAAAAGAGACAAACUCAUUUAGAUUGUUUUCAUAAACAUAUUUGUCAUGCCUUUGACAUAUUAUCUUUGUUCAAAUACAUAUAAUUUGAUGCAAAGGUAUCUAUAUUUUAAUGAUGACUUCAAGUUAUAUAAUUCCAUUGGGAAUGGGAUUGUUGUCUGUGAUUAAAUAAGUACAUAGAGUAUGUAUAUAGAUAUAUAUUUAUCAUAAAAUGAGUCAUUGAAUGCUUAUGUUUCAUGUAAUCUACAAAUAUAACUUGUACAAUUAAUGAAAUGUAUUAUAUGACAUUGAAAGUUAAUCUAUCUUUUACUGAUUGCAUUGUUUUUCCAUUAAAUAUAAAAAUCAUUUUUCAUCCAUAAUAUUACUUUUUGAGUAUUAUCAUUUUUUAUUAAUCUUUGUAAAUACAAGUAUAAAAAUAAAUUCAUCUAAAAUAAAUAACAAAGUUCACGUUUUGUUAAUGAAAGUAAAAUACUAAGUAUUUUCACCAAUGUGCGUUAUGUUUUUGUACUGUCUUCUGUAUAAAGUCAUUAUGACUAGCAUACAGAUUUAACUUGCUAUCAAUAUCCAUCCAUUUAACAUUACGUGCAUCAUCUCCAGCAAUUAAAGUUAACUGUCCAAGAAUACUACCAUCUUUGUCAUGAAAAUUUGAAGCUACAGUUUCCAUCCAUGCGUUGUCUGUAUUUCUAGGGUCAUCUACAUAUCCUGUAUAGAUUUCUUCCCCUUUCUCAAAAAAACCUUUGAGGGAUCUUUCCAAUUCUUCUCUCGAUGCUUUAUCUUUUUCCAUAGAAUUCAUGGCUUCUUCCAUAAAUUCUCUCUUAAGAGUGGUCGAUAUAGUUUCUCCUGGAUCAACCAUACCACCAGGUAUAGCCCAUUCUCCAGAAUCUCGUCUUUGUAUUGCAACAAAUUGCAAAAUCGGUUUGUUUGAACAUUUGUUUAUUUCCAACGCUUCGGAAAUAUUUCGUUUCCAACGUGUUACAAUUGGAUCUGCUGCAUGAUUUGGACCCCAUCGUCCUAAGAGGCCGCGUCCAAUAAUACCGGUACGACCGAUAGGAUUUAAAGGAUAACCCUCUUCAUUUAUAAUGUAAUUGCCAGUGAAACUUUUACGAUUGACAUGACCUAUUAACAGGAAAUUUACAUACAAAAGCUUCACGGCAUUCAGUUUAUUUCUCACUACGAAUAUUGAGGUGGAUUAGGAAAUAUAAGAGAAGUGGUUAUGUUUUAACUUUAGUACAUAACGCAAUGUUAUGGAAUGAUUAUGCAUAUUCAAUAAUCGGAUAUGAUUAUUACGUAAUAUUUACGUAUGAAAUAACUAAUAUCUAAAAAAUUAAAAUUUAUUUUUUGAACAACUGGUGGAAAAUAUUACAAAAUGGAAUAGUGUAAUUAUAAAGUACUAAAUGUUUCAGAAAAA
Messenger RNA from Nomia melanderi (Alkali bee), 3097 nucleotides. RefSeq lists its product as uncharacterized. Gene Ontology annotation, molecular function: protein binding. Lineage: Eukaryota; Metazoa; Arthropoda; Insecta; Hymenoptera; Halictidae. The record is from RefSeq and is a predicted model, not a curated record.